UCGGGGGCGGGGGGAGCGCUCCGAGGCGGCCCUGAAGGAUGCAAUGCAAAUGCAAGUUGUGCACUAAGAUUGAAGGGUCAAAGCGGUGCCACCGCCGUGUGCGGCUCCAGGAGAGGAAUUGUGGUUCAGUAAGUACAGUGCCACACAAUGCCUCGUACUCUUAGAUCAAGCAAGUUUCAAGAAUCAGAUAGUCCUCCAUAUCAGGAAUGUAAAAAUCUCCGAGCAGGAGUGAAAGGGAGACUUGUGCAUCUCUUUGAAACUGAGAGUAGAAAGAAAAUCUGGAAACUUCCUGUUGAUAAAAGUAAAGAUGCAUUUACUCCACGACAGCGGAUGGUUACACCACUGAUCUCCAAAGCACUUAAUCACCUGAUCUCCAAUGUUGAAAACCACCAUAAAGUACCAGAAAAACCUGUCAGUCCUAAUCUCGCAAUACUUAGAAUGACACCAGGUCAAUGUCUUCAACAGAAAAGAGAGAUUUUACAGGAAAAACAUCUGAAGGCCAAAUCUUCAGUGGAUAAGAUUCCUGUGGGAGGAGGGGUCAGUCUAUGGCCAGAGAUGGAUAAUAUGAGGCUGAGUAAAGGAGAAGUGGUCACCGUGACUUUAUUAUCUUUGCUGCUAUGUUUUUCAGUUUUCCUCUUGUUUAAAUACUUGCACGGGCCUCUGCUGUUGAGCCUCGAUCACUAUGCCAGGACAGUGAGGGCAUUCCAUGGGCACCAUCCAAUUAUAAGCCAGUCAGGAUCGGCACUCAACCAGUCACUCGUAAGGUGGCACAAGCAUUUCUGGAAGCUGAUGGAUGACAUCCAGAGGAACUUUGAAACAUCCUUGCACCGAGCUCAUGUGACCUAUAUUCUGUACGUAAUGAUGUACAUUGCUGGAAUAGGAAUGUUGCUUUACUACCUGGUGGACAACAUGAUUAAGAAAAGCAGACUUACUCCAAAGAGAACCAAAAUCUGGGUGACUCUCUUGAUGGUCACUUCAACCUGGACAUUUCUCAUGAUAAAGCUGCUGGUGGCUGCACAUCACUUGGAACGUGGAAUUGAGGGCACCGUAUACAGACUGAUAGAGGAACUGGCUGAACUAGCUACGAGUGGCCUGGACCUUCGCUCUUACCACAACAUUGUCACCUAUUGGCGAUUCCGAUGCCUUCCUCCAACAACCCGUGGAACUUUGUACAUCUUCGGCUUAGUAAAAGUCCACGAUGUCUCCUUUUAUUUUCAGUACUAUAGCCUGCCAAUCAUUACUGCACUGUGCACACCAGUCAUCAAGCUUUUACUGGCACUGAAGGACAUCUACAGCAGGCCACGAGUUUCUUGAACAAACGACUGUGCUUUUAACUUCUUCCAAAAUGAUUGUAUUACACUGCUAUUCUGAGUUUUAACUGUAAUCCACAUUACAUUUAGUGUAUGUAAUCUGCUUUACUCUUUGACCACGCCUACAGUCACCUUCCCCCUCCCCCUGGUUAGACCUCCGCCAUUGUUAAGCGCUCUGAGAUGCCACCCGGCAUGGAGGGCGCUCUAUAAAUGCAAGUUGUUGUUGUUUAACAACAAGCAACUCGAUUAACCUCCAUUGUGGUCAAUUCGAGAAUAGUCUUAUUCCUUGGGUUUAUCACUCAUUUGCUGGUCUCCAUAAAUAAAAAUGUAGCCUCGUCUAAAAAUAAGAUACCAAAAAAAAUGAUCUUCCAGGGCUAAAGUUUUACAUUAGUAUUUUGUGAUUCAAUAUCUUUAUACAAGAUUUUAAGCAAUAUUUUUCUUUGUAUAAACAGGCCAGUAAUUUGAAAUGAUUCCCACAUCUAAUUAUGAAAGAAAUCUUGCACAUCUUACUCAUGCAAAUGACAAUUUCUAUAUCGCCUUUGUGUGACAACUAUCUUGAAGUGCUGUAGAGAAUGGAAUUAACUAGAAAUAAAAGUUAUCUCGGUAAACAUGGCAGCUAAGUGUACCAGCAAUAUCCUAGUCACACUGUGAUACAUUGCCAAUUCCAGAAUCUUUUGGGGUAAGUUUGAAGGCGGGAACAUAAACCAAGAUGCCCAGGGGAAGAAAGCUCCACAAUUAUCUGCUCAAGAUAUAGCACACGCUCACAUUGCCAAGUUCAUUCAGAAAUUAUAGGAACAUAAAGCUCUCAUUCAGUGAAGUUCUUUCUCCUACAAACUUCAUAAAUGUAUCCUAUCAUGGGCUUUCCCCCCCAUACACACAUAGAACUGGAGUGCCAGUUUAAACUAUGGGUUCAAAAUCCUGAUGUGAAUCUUCUAACCUGGGGCCAAGCUUACAGUUCUGGCCUCCUUUCCUUCAUUUAUGCGAUUGACCAGACAAGUCUAUCACAGCUGUUUUGGCUCACACUGCAAUCCAUUUCUGAGGAAUACUGCAUUGUCAAGUGCAAUCUUCUGGCUAACAAUCCUCCAGAUAAAAUUGAUCGUUCACUUCAUUGCAGCUUGUGGAACUUUGCUCUGUGCAAGUCGGCUACUGCAUUUGCUUAAAUAAUAGUUUCAACAACUUAUUAUUAUAGAAAACUCAUGAUUCACUCAAACAUUUCCAUGUUGUGGAUACUAUAUAAAAUGUAAGGACUAUUAUAAAUAAAUAUGGCAGCUAGGAAGUUAACCAAAAAGCAGAAAAACUGAAACACAUGAAAUAAUUUCCCAACACAUGGCCAACAAUCCCUCAGCUUGUAAUUGUCUUUUCUGUUUCAAAUGUAAAGCUCUGAGUAAUAUCUGUGGAAAAAAAACUGUCAAUGGUGGAUGUUUCUGGGGAUUCUACUUCUAGUAAUAAUUGCAAUAUUAACAUUUAUUUGUGUUCUUGUUGGCUUUUGGUUAUUUUAGUCUUGAUUUUGUGCAAUUCCCUUCAUUUGAUUAAUCCAUAGGUUUGAGUAAUAAUUCCAGUCAUGUGACGGGAAUUGGUAUUAUGUGGUUCAAUUUUUCAGCCGUCACUGAAAAGAUUUCUGAUACUGAGCUGUGAAACACAGCCCACUACAUGUAAUGCUUGUAAUUUGCCUUUUGGCUUAUUAGUGUUGGAUCCUUGGCAUUAUUGUGUUGCUGCUAACUACGCCUCACCAGGAUCUCAGAAUCAAAGAGCUUUCUCCAGCAGCUGCCUUUUCAAAACUGGACACCUAAGUAAGGACAAGUGCUGUGCAUACACAUACUGCACAUUAUACUACAUCAAGCACUGUGGGACGCUACCCUACAUGAGGGUCCGUUAUAUAAAUACAAGUAGUUUUUAUAUUGUCUAAACAUCCCAUAAU
Callorhinchus milii (elephant shark) is the source of this 3228-nucleotide messenger RNA. RefSeq lists its product as uncharacterized. Bases 148 to 1314 code for a protein of 388 amino acids. The transcript is spliced from 9 exons. The record is from RefSeq and is a predicted model, not a curated record. Lineage: Eukaryota; Metazoa; Chordata; Chondrichthyes; Chimaeriformes; Callorhinchidae.